Molecule: messenger RNA, 1172 nt
Organism: Gigantopelta aegis
Lineage: Eukaryota; Metazoa; Mollusca; Gastropoda; Neomphalida; Peltospiridae
Exons: 4
Coding region: 223-1056 (277 amino acids)
Cellular component (GO): extracellular region
Molecular function (GO): chitin binding
Source: RefSeq, a predicted model, not a curated record
GUUAUUUGUAUUACGGGAGAGAGAGAGAGAGAGGGAGAGUGGGGAGGACAUAUUUAACAACACGAAAUGCUAAACAGAAGCGUCAAGCAUCACACAAGAAUUUGAUACUAGUUUCUGAACGGACUUCUAGCUUGUGAAUGUUAUGAUCCAGUGCUUUGUACCAAACACCAUCGUCGACAAACUGUGAAAUUUUUUACACACUGAAAACGACGAAAACCCAAAAUGGCGAAAACCUGGUUUCUUGCGGUUUUGCAUUCACUGGCAUGCAUGCUCGUGCACAGUUCAGUCCAAGUGGAUAAUGCCAUCUCGUACUUCGAACCAGGCGUGACGGCAAGCAGUUACUCAACGAAAUUCCUGGAUUUUAUGUGCAGUAACAUGGCAGACGGGACAUUUCUGCCUCUGCCGUGGGACUGCAAUGGCUUUAUUCGGUGUGUCUUCAACAAAGCGAACUGGACACCUUGUCCACACGGAUUGGUGCUGUCUCUGGUACACAAUGUGUGCACCCACAAGUAUGACCGUAACGUCUGCGAGACCAAUUCAAAAGCGACCUGGCAGAAGUUCUGUAGCAUGUUUCCCGGUCAUUUCUUCCCGGACCUGAAGAACUGCGCUCGCUACUACGACUGCUCCCGUGUGUCCGACAUGCGACAGCUCGAGUGCAUCUACCCCAACCUCUUCAACGACAAGACGAUGAAGUGCGACGACUACCGCCUCGUCAGCUGUGACGGACGACCGGCGCCGGUUUCUCCCUGUGAGUACAUCCAGCACCACGUGUGUGAUAACAACCUGUGUCUGCCGUGUGAGGAACGCUGCCCGAGUUGCCGGGGAUUGCCCGAUGGCUUGAACCCCAUACCAAAGAGGGGAGACUACCGCUGGUAUCUCAACUGUGACAAAUGGAGAACUGUCCAAGUCUUGAAAUGUCGAGAAAAUGAAGUAUUUUCAGUUUCAUGCAGACAAUGUAUUAAUCCUCAGACACAAAAGCGUACAAGUUGCCCCCCUAGUGCUGGAGCAAUACCUCAAAAUUCAGGCAAAUUUCAGGCAAAAUCCUGGCAAAAAUGAUAGAGAUAUUUGGGCAAAAUAUGCUAACCAGAGACCUUUUUACCAUUUAUUUCCAUUAUUCUAUCCGCAAAAUUAGUUGUAAUUCAUGUAAAAAUGCGUAGUGAUUCGUUUGCAAC